AUGUUUCAAAUCUACGUGGGAAGUGCCCUCAACACCUAUUUACACGUGUUAAUGAUGACUCUGAUCAUGGUGUGGGCAGUGGGUUGUGGCUCGUGUAUUGGGGAAAUGGUUAUCUCGUGCCUAAUAUGCGAUGCGACACAACCCGGCAACUCAUGUAUGCAAAUACCACCCGAAGACGCCCACGAGUUUUGGGGAAAUGCGACCACAAGUGAGGAUUGUUUGGUACUAAACAUAUGGACACCUAAUGCGGGAAACAAUAACUCAUCGAAAGGCUCACCACUAAAACCAGUCAUGUUUUGGAUAUAUGGCGGGGGUUUGACUUCUGGGUCCAUUUUCUUUCACGACUAUAACGGCAGUGUUUUGGCCACACAUGAUGUCCUACUCGUGGCCCCGAACUAUAGAUUAGGUCCGUUUGGCUUCUUAUAUGGUGGCGAUGAGACGGCGCCCGGAAAUGUGGGCUUUUAUGACCAUCUCUCCACUAUCUAA
Molecule: messenger RNA, 486 nt
Organism: Oppiella nova
Lineage: Eukaryota; Metazoa; Arthropoda; Arachnida; Sarcoptiformes; Oppiidae
Source: the annotation of a GenBank genome assembly